GGAAGCGAUUCACGGAGCAGUCGGUUUGCCCGUCCCCUCUCACCGAGCGCACUAUGUCCAAGCACGCGCGGGUGGUGUUGUUAUUCGGCGGUUUCGCCGCUCUUCUAGGAGCCGCCUUUUAUCCUAUCUACUUCCGGCCGUUGAUUUACACCGAGGAAUACCAGCAGGAACAAAAGGUGAACAGAACUGGAAUAAAGCAGGAGGAAAUUCAACCUGGAGGAAUGAAAGUCUGGUCUGACCCAUUCAAUAGGAAGUAAUCUCACCAUUGAUCAUGAAGAAUCCCAGAGGCUGACUAUUUUUUGCUAAUUAUUUUUUGAGUGAUGUGGAAAAGAAAUUGCCAUUGGCUGCAACUCAUUACUUCAGUCUUUUCAAGAUAAGAUUUACACUGUUUGAAAUGUGUUUUUGCAAAAUUCCCCACAUUUGUAGUGUUGGAUUGUUGUGACUUUCUCCCACAUGACGUAGUCACAGCUAAAUGUGACAUUUUUCUGGAAUCAUGUGAAUGUAAAGGUACUGUUUGAUUUUUAUUUCUCAAUCAUUGGCUAUGUUGUCUUACAUUUGUAUACUGCAGUGACUCCACCUAAUUUCACAAAUUUAUCAAGAUGUUUAUUUAUGCAAUAAUUGCAACAAACUGCAAAUGUAUGGACACUAUAUUUAAUGUUAAAUCUUUAAAAAGUCAUUAGCCCUUAUCCUGAUGAACAACAGAACUUUAAUUGAUGAGGCCUUAAGGAUUAAUAAUAGGUUCACAGAUAUUCCAGUGAUAGUCACGAAAAAAUUGCAAAUUACUUGUCAAUUUCAUCAACUUCUUGUCCAAUAUCUUGGAGAACUAACAGUCCUCGAAGUUUCAUAUUUAUGCAGAUCUGUUUUAAAACCUUACAAGUAAUUAAAAUAAGAAGAGUCUGAAAUAAAUCAUGUGAACAUUCCAAGUGGAUAACAGAACAUGUUACAGUGUCAAGUUUGUGCAAUACAGCAAAACACCAUUCUGUAAUAUGACAAAACUUCCCUACCUGUAAGUUUUCCCUGUGUUUCACAGGGGAAGAAAGAGUCAAGUUGAAGGAAAAGCUACUGAACUAGCAAGGAUGUGUGCUGUCCUUUUCUAACUGAUCUCCUUCUUGUACUUUCUACUUGUAAUACACUACUUGAAUGUGUGUUUUGCCUGAAGGAUGUGUGCUAUGAAGCUUUUUAUUGAAUAAAAAAUAUAUUAUGGUAA
This is a messenger RNA of Carcharodon carcharias (great white shark), 1207 nucleotides long. RefSeq names its product small integral membrane protein 20 (gene smim20). The transcript is spliced from 3 exons. Gene Ontology annotation, biological process: mitochondrial respiratory chain complex IV assembly. Bases 54 to 257 code for a protein of 67 amino acids. The record is from RefSeq and is a predicted model, not a curated record. Lineage: Eukaryota; Metazoa; Chordata; Chondrichthyes; Lamniformes; Lamnidae. Gene Ontology annotation, cellular component: mitochondrial inner membrane.